GCGAAAUUUGUCGUUAAGAGUCGAAGAGUCAGAGGUGAUUACCGUGAGAAUUUUAUUCCCUUAACUUCUCUUCAUCCUUCCUUGAACGUUGCAACUGAGCGUUGUCCUGCCACGAUGUCGGAGACCGCCUUGCCACCCCCCAAGCCAGACCUUUCCUUUGCUCGCCGUCCGGAAUCUCCCGCAGCCCUGUAUCUCUGGCGCUGGCGAAUGUGGUUCGAAUCGACUUUCGUGCUGUCCAUGCUGGAGCCUUGGGAGAAGGUUCUCCUUCUGUCAAUUCUGUUCAUUAGCUCCACGUUUUUCCUUACCGCAUUCAUUCGAUACAUGCCCCAGCACCUCGUGGACAUGCAACGCCGGGCGGUGUACUACCUAUACGGCCAAGAAGGGGACGAAAGGUUCUUUUGGCAGAUUCUUAGCAGGGGAACCAAUGGGGUGUUUGGUGGAGGGCGACACUUAAAGGAACUCUAGUAUCCGCGUAGACUUUUUUCAUACUUUAUACACUCCGAGAUACCGCGCAGAUUGUGGACCUGGCUGUACUUACUACCACGGACGUCGGAAGCCUCCUAUAUACCUGUUGCAUGUUCUACUCCUUAAACCGCAGCACCCUACCAACACCCCGUUGUCUCAAAUGGGGAAGGUUCCAUAACGACUGCUACCGAUUCUAUCAGGUGGA
Messenger RNA from Desarmillaria tabescens, 670 nucleotides. RefSeq lists its product as uncharacterized. Bases 115 to 465 code for a protein of 116 amino acids. The transcript is spliced from 3 exons. NCBI's taxonomy places the organism in Eukaryota, Fungi, Basidiomycota, Agaricomycetes, Agaricales, Physalacriaceae. The record is from RefSeq and is a predicted model, not a curated record.